Molecule: messenger RNA, 1058 nt
Organism: Xiphophorus hellerii (green swordtail)
Lineage: Eukaryota; Metazoa; Chordata; Actinopteri; Cyprinodontiformes; Poeciliidae
Gene: id2a
Product: inhibitor of DNA binding 2a
Exons: 3
Coding region: 77-475 (132 amino acids)
Biological process (GO): circadian regulation of gene expression; negative regulation of transcription by RNA polymerase II; cell differentiation
Cellular component (GO): cytoplasm; nucleus
Molecular function (GO): transcription regulator activity; protein dimerization activity
Source: RefSeq, a predicted model, not a curated record
GGCUGAUCCAGUCUGAUCGCUGAUCGCCCGACCGAACCGAAAGCAGCGCGACAACAACCCGACUCCCUCCGGCGCGAUGAAAGCAAUAAGCCCCGUGCGCUCCUUCCGGAAAGCCGGCGCCGGUUUCUCGGAUCACUCCCUGGGAAUCUCCCGGAGCAAAACCCCGGUGGACGACCCGCUCAGCCUGCUGUACAACAUGAACGACUGCUACUCCAAGCUGAAGGAGCUGGUUCCGAGCAUCCCGCAGAACAAGAACGUCAGCAAGAUGGAAAUCCUGCAGCAUGUUAUCGACUACAUCCUGGACCUGCAGAUCGCGCUGGACUCCAGCCUGCAUCACCCCGCGGCGCGGCCGGGGCAGAGCGCGUCCCGGACCCCGCUGACCGCCCUCAACACAGACAUCAGCAUCCUGUCGUUACAGUCCCCGGAGUUUCCGUCAGAGCUGCGGACAGAUGACAGCCGGACUCUGCGUCGCUAAGGCGGUGUUUGGUCAAGACGCAGAAACACACGCAGGACGCGGGGAGCAGGACUUUCCUCCCCCACUCUCCUGGAUUUUUUUUUUUCCUCCAGAAAUCAAGAGACUUUCGCUUAUUAUGGGACAAUCUGAUGUGAUGUGUUUUCUGUUUGGACUCCUCGUUAUUAUUUAAUUUAAGACUUCUUAUUCGUGGGUCCUUUCUGGAAACGGAAGGCGCGUUAUUCGGGAUUAUUUCCCCUCCUGUCCUCCCUUCGUCUCCCCUCUCCCCGUUUGAACUCUUCGCUUUUUUGCGGAGGUUGGGAUCGUGUACAGAACAAACUCGGUUAGUUACUGUAAAAAGUUUAGUCUUGUCUUGUCAGAAUUGUUGGCACAUGAAGGACUGGACGAUGUUUAAAACAUAAAAAAGAGUAAAAGUGAAAGAAUGAGACUUUGUGAACUCUCUUGUAUAGUUGCAGGAAUUUGAAACUCCUGCAAAAAAGUGUAAUGUUGUACUUAAUUAUGCUGAAACUUUUUAUAAAAGUUAUGUAAAUUGUACCUCUCUUUUUUUUUUCUUUUUUUAUACAAAAUAAAUCCAAAACGCAACUGC